ACAGGAGCAAGGUCAGGAUCAAGCCGGGAUCAUACACAGAGCAGCACACAGGAACAAGGUCAGGAGCAAGCCGGGAUCAUACACAGAGCAGCAGACAGGAACAAGGUCAGGAUCAAGCCGGGAUCAUACACAGAGCAGCAGACAGGAACAAGGUCAGGAUCAAGCCGGGUCAAUAACAGGAAAUUAGCAAGAAACUCAGGAACGGGAGGGGCUGACAAUAAUCCAGCAAACACUGAGCAGAGCUGCAAUCCUUAUAAAGGCCACUGAGUGUCAGCAAUUAGUGCACCCUACAUGUGCUGGUGUGUUUUCGUGCACAGGAAUGCUUUGUUACAUGUCGCCACCUAUGCACAUGCGCACUUCUUUGCGCGAAUUGGCAUGGCCAUAUUGCGCAUUGGCACAUUUGCCCGGGCUUCCUCAUCUUUUCCUCUGACAUUUAUGCUAUAAAGAAUCACUAAAAUAGCCAAAAC
This is a messenger RNA of Staurois parvus, 467 nucleotides long. The record is from the annotation of a GenBank genome assembly. NCBI's taxonomy places the organism in Eukaryota, Metazoa, Chordata, Amphibia, Anura, Ranidae.